AUGGGCCUGACGGCCGCAAGCCGCAAUUUCUACGACAUCCUCGGCGUCGCGCAAGGCGCGUCGGCCGAUGCAGUGCGCAAGGCGUACAAGUUAAAAGCACUAGAAACCCACCCCGAUAAACUGCCGCAGGGCGUGAGGGAGGCCGAACGAGAGGCCGCAGAGGCGCGCUUCAGAGAUGUCCGGGCUGCCUUUGAGGUCCUGAGCGACCCCGCAAAACGACGCGCGUACGACAAUGGGCUCGAGUACAUGCGCAAGCACGUCGACCUUUCCGAGAUGCAGACGAAGCUGGCGCGCGACCGCAACGAGUGGGCGCGGCAGGCAGAGCUGCGUCAUCAGGAGCGGAUGCGGGUGCUGCGUGAGGAGAUGCGGGCGAGUCAGAGGCGGUAUCAAGACACCAUGGCGAAGGCCGAGCUGCGAUACCAAGAGAGGAUGCGGAGCAUGGAAGAGGAGCUGCGACAGAAGAGGGAGGCAGAGCGGCAGGCAGAGGGAAACAUUGGCGAGACCUACGACUUGGGAGACGAGAUGCUGAGGGAGCUGCGGAGGAUGAAUCCGGAAUGGGAGAUGAGACGACAAGAGGUCUUGCGCAGACAGGCAGAGAGGCUACGAAAGAAAGAGAGAUUCCCCGUUAAGGUGUAA
Messenger RNA from Fibroporia radiculosa, 636 nucleotides. RefSeq lists its product as uncharacterized. NCBI's taxonomy places the organism in Eukaryota, Fungi, Basidiomycota, Agaricomycetes, Polyporales, Fibroporiaceae. The coding region runs from base 1 to 636 and encodes 211 amino acids. The record is from RefSeq and is a predicted model, not a curated record. The transcript has 6 exons.